CCGCAGGCGAUGCUAACGCUAGCCUUCACACCAUCAGUGGGAACUGUGUGAAGAUGCUCUCCGAAGUCAUCAACGUCAAGGCCUUGAAGGAACGUGCGAAAGAGGAGAAAACCAAACGACGCGACGUUGUAGUUCAUUAUGAUCGCUGUGCUACCGUGAAUGCUUUUCCUGAUGGUGCUGCAUAUUGGACACUCCGUGCGCUUCCCGCAACAUCGAUGACUACAACUCUUGCUGAUCUGAUAGGCUCGCUCAAAGAAGACACGAAAGCGAAGGGAGAGAAAACAAACGCAGAGAAAAAUGGUCGAUCUCCUAAUAAGAACAAGUCUAGUAGUGGCGUACGAGCAGAGCGUGUGGCGAACGAGGUCCCGCAAGAGAGGAUGGCUCCAGAGUUGGAUCCGAAAAUUGCCAGCGUCUAUCUUGCCUUGCCGCGCUUCACUCAGACGAACAAAGACGGAAAGAAACAAGCCGUAGGUAGACCAGAGUGGAUGGCGGUCAUCAAUUUGGAUAAUGAAGACAUCACCAUUGAUCCGAAAGAGAAGAGCUCAUGGCGAUUACAUCCGGAGGCGACGCAUAAGUCUUUCGGCCGUGUUGCGGUGACAGCCAAUGCUCGAGGGCUGGAAGAAGCAAGGGUGCAAGUAGUCAAG
Molecule: messenger RNA, 644 nt
Organism: Amoebophrya sp. A25
Lineage: Eukaryota; Dinophyceae; Syndiniales; Amoebophryaceae
Source: the annotation of a GenBank genome assembly